Messenger RNA from Trichoderma breve, 906 nucleotides. Its product is annotated as histidine phosphatase superfamily (branch 1) domain-containing protein. The record is from RefSeq and is a predicted model, not a curated record. NCBI's taxonomy places the organism in Eukaryota, Fungi, Ascomycota, Sordariomycetes, Hypocreales, Hypocreaceae. The transcript is spliced from 3 exons. The coding region runs from base 1 to 906 and encodes 301 amino acids.
AUGCCUCUCGAGACAAUAUACGUCGUCCGCCAUGGGUUCCGGUCUAGUUGGUCCGUCGACCACACCACAGGAGUGUAUUCAGCUUCGAUCCCAUCACCAACAGGAAUCGCUGUGGACCCAGCACUCACCGCCCACGGGGUCGAUCAGUCCAGGCAACUCGCCCAGCAUCUCAUGACGAUAGACCCCCCCGUGGAGGUUGUGUACUCGAGCCCCUACUACCGCUGUCUGCAGACCAUCACCCCCUUUGUCGAGCUCCAGCAGCAGAGGCACGCACACAGGCAUGGCGAGAGCACGAGUACCGGCAGUGACUCUGCCGCCACCAUGAUACGGCCUGAACACGGAAUCUGCGAGUGGUUCGGUUCCGCUCCGUUUGAGCAUCCCGGCCCAGCCUCACCCUCAGUCCUCAAAUCCUUGUUCCCUGCUUUUGAUGAGAGCUACGUGUCGGCGCAGUAUCCUCCCAAGAGGGGCGAGACGCUGGUCCAGCUGCAGGCCAGGCUUACGGCCACGAUGCAGAGUAUCAUUGAUCGCUGCGACGCUGAAGAUAGACGAGCCGUUGUGCUGUGCACUCACGCCGCAGUGGUCAUCAUGUUGGGCCGCAUCCUCACGGGCGACUUUCCCGAGACUGUAGAUACCGAUGACUUCCACGCUUUUACCUGUGGACUGAGUGUCUACCGCCGGAAACUUGACAAUCGGGAUCAGGGACGGCGAGGAAAGGGGGAGUUGCCUGACAAAGAGCCCAACUCUAGUGCUGCUGUUGCUGUUGGAGGUUGGUCAUGUGAGGCCAACAGUGACUGCAGCUUCUUGGCCGGCGGCGAAGAGCGAGGCUGGAAGUUCGUAGGGGACGAGGAGUUUCCAGACACAGGCUCCAUGUCUCAAGCUACGAGUACAUCCGAGUCUAAGCUGUAA